Molecule: messenger RNA, 903 nt
Organism: Trichoplax adhaerens
Lineage: Eukaryota; Metazoa; Placozoa; Uniplacotomia; Trichoplacea; Trichoplacidae
Exons: 10
Coding region: 1-903 (300 amino acids)
Biological process (GO): pyridoxal 5'-phosphate salvage
Cellular component (GO): cytosol
Molecular function (GO): pyridoxal kinase activity
Source: RefSeq, a predicted model, not a curated record
AUGGGCGAUAGUAAAGUUCUAUCUAUUCAAAGUCAUGUUGUCCAUGGUUAUGUUGGUAAUCGAUCUGCUACAUUUCCAUUACAGGUUCUUGGAUUCGAUGUCGAUGUGAUCAAUUCCGUUCAGUUCUCUAAUCAUACUGAAUACGGAAAAUGGAAAGGUCAAAUCUUGAAUGCUACUGAGUUAUGGGAUUUAUAUGAAGGACUGAGAGAAAAUAACUUGCACGAGUAUUCCCAUCUCCUAACAGGUUACGUUGGAUCGGAGUCUUUCCUUCACUGCAUAUCCCGAGUUAUUCGAUCUCUAAAAGAAACCAAUCCAAACCUAAUUUAUGUAUGCGAUCCUGUCAUGGGUGACAAUGGGAUAAUGUAUGUGCCUAAAGAAUUAUUACCUAUAUACCGUGAAGAAGUUAUCCCUCUAGCUGAUAUUAUAACCCCUAACCAAUUUGAAGCUGAAAUACUUACUGACGUUAAAAUUGUCGAUGAAAAAAGUGCUAUUGAAGCAAUGGAUAUUCUACAUAGCAAAGGCAUCAAAACUGUGGUAAUUAGUAGUUCAGAACUUGGCAGUGGCGAAUUCUUGAUUGGUUAUGGUAGCGUUAACUUAGGUGAUGGUAAAAAACAGCGAAUAAAGUUAGAGAUACCUAGGGUUGAGGCUGCAUUUGUCGGUACUGGAGAUUUAUUUGCCAGUCUUUUACUAGCUUGGACCUCUCAUCAUCCUGACAGCUUAUCGCUUGCCUGUGAGAAAACCAUUUCAUCCAUUCAGAACAUUUUAAAGCGUACAAUUGCCCAUGCUAGAAAACUAGCUGGCGAAGGUAAAUCGCCAAAUUCAGCUCAAUUAGAAUUACGAUUAGUGCAAAGUAAGCACGAUAUCGAAAAUCCAAGCUGUCAGAUCAAAGCUAUCAGCAUCUAA